Messenger RNA from Paramormyrops kingsleyae, 5265 nucleotides. RefSeq names its product Rho GTPase activating protein 42a (gene arhgap42a). Gene Ontology annotation, cellular component: cytoplasm. NCBI's taxonomy places the organism in Eukaryota, Metazoa, Chordata, Actinopteri, Osteoglossiformes, Mormyridae. The record is from RefSeq and is a predicted model, not a curated record. Gene Ontology annotation, biological process: signal transduction. Gene Ontology annotation, molecular function: GTPase activator activity; protein binding.
CGGAAGUACUAAGAAAAGGGGGAGGUAAAGAAAAGUUCAUACAGUUUAUUGUAAUUCUAUUCAGCGGCAACAUUUCCAGCGGUGCGAGCCAGGAGAAAAACAGCUGAAUUUCUAUUCUUCAUGUAACAAAGAGUAAAUUAUUGGCGUCGUUUUGAAGGAUUCUGGUUGUAUUUCAGUUUACUCUGCUAUAAGGAAAAUGGGAUUGCCAACACUGGAAUUCAGCGAUUCUUUCCUAGACAGUCCAGAUUUCAGGGAACGUCUUAAGUGUCAUGAAAUUGAGCUCGACCUCACCAACAAGUUCAUUAAAGAACUGAUAAAAGACGGGAAUACGCUUAUUGCGGCGCUGAAAAAUCUUUCUGCAGCAGUACAGAAGUUUUCUCAGUCACUUCAAGAGUUCCAGUUCGAAUGCAUUGGGGAUGCAGAAACGGAUGAUGAAAUUAACAUUGCCCAGUCUUUUAAGGAGUUUUCCCAGCUGUUAAACACAGUGGAAGAAGAGAGGAGGCGCCUGAUACAAAAUGCAGAUGACGUCUUGAUCACGCCACUGGAGAAGUUUCGCAAAGAGCAAAUCGGUGCGGCUAAAGAAGGGAAGAAAAAAUUUGACAAGGAAACUGAAAAAUAUUACUCAGUGUUGGAGAAGCAUCUAAAUUUGUCAUCAAAAAAGAAAGAGGCCUUUUUACAGGAGGCAGAUAUGCAGAUCGAUAAAGAAAGACAAAUCUUUUAUGACGCCUCUCUUGAAUACGUCUACAAAAUUCAAGAAGUUCAAGAGAAGAAGAAAUUUGAAUUUGUAGAACCACUGCUAGCAUUUCUCCAGGGUCUGUUCACCUUCUACCACGAAGGCUAUGAGCUCGCACAUGAGUUUGAGCCCUACAAGCAGCAGCUGCAGUUCAACUUACAAAAUACCAGAAACAACUUUGAGAGCACGAGGCAGGAAGUGGAGAAGUUAAUGAAGAGGAUACGGUCUGUGGAUCAGGACUACAAAGCCCCGGGGCAGUGGACCAUGGAGGGCUUUCUGUAUAUCCAAGAAAAACGCCCCUUGGGAUGCACAUGGACGGGGCACUACUGUACAUAUGACAAGUCGGCCAAGACAUUCACCAUGACAAACACAGAAAAUAAAUCUAGUGCCAAACAGAACGGCCUCGUUGUGAAUUCGCCUGAGAUGUUCAAGCUGAAAUCCUGCAUCCGGAGGAAGACCGAUUCAAUUGACAAGCGCUUCUGUUUUGACAUUGAGGUGGUGGAGAGAAAUACCGUCUAUCAUGGAACUUUUUUCAGACCUCUUCAAAUUUUCUAUAAAGCCCGGCAUGGCAUCAUCACCUUACAGGCCCUGUCUGAGUCCAACAGGAGACUCUGGUUGGAGGCCAUGGAUGGCAAGGAGCCGAUAUACACUCUGCCAGCUCUUCUCAGCAAGAAAGAAGAGAUGUUCCUGAAUGAGGCCGGCUUUAAUUUUGUGAAGAAAUGUAUUCAGCUGGUGGAAACGAGGGGCAUUAACACCUUGGGACUUUAUCGAAUAGGAGGAGUUAACUCUAAAGUGCAGCGACUGAUGACAUCAUCAUUUGCAAACAAAGCCUCCACAGAUAUGGACCUGGAUCCAGACACUUGGGACAAUAAGACCAUCACUAGUGGCCUAAAGAAUUACCUCAGAUGUCUGUCUGAGCCUUUGAUGACGUACAGACUUCACAAAGACUUCAUUAUGGCUGUCAAGUCCGAUGACCAGAACUACAGAGUCCAAGCAGUUCAUGCCCUGGUCCACAAGUUGCCCGAGAAGAACAAAGAGAUGCUGGAUAUUCUAAUUAAACACCUGGUCAAGGUGUCUACUCACAGUCAAAUGAACCUGAUGACGAUUUCCAACUUGGGUGUGAUUUUCGGUCCCACACUGAUGCGCUCUCAGGAGGAGACGGUGGCAGCUAUGAUGAAUAUCAAGUUCCAGAACAUAGUGGUGGAAAUUUUGAUUGAGAAUUAUGAGAAGAUCUUUCAGCAGCCUCCGGACCCCAACGUGCCCCUACCUCAACCUCAGUCCCGUUCGAGUUCUCGCCGAACCAAGGCCAUCUGCCUGUCCACGGGCCCGCGGAAGCCAAGGGGCCUGUACACGCCGACGCUGUGCCUUGCCGACGCUGAUAGUGAUACGUUCAGCAGCAGCCCUAGCAGUACCCCUAUGGGCAGCAUCGAGUCGCUGUCCUCACACUCCUCAGAGCAGAACAGCUUCUCCAAACGGGGCCCCUCCAACCUGCCGAAGCAUAAGUCCAAAGGCAGUCUGUGCUGGACUCCAUCCCAGGUGUCCUCCAACGGGCCGAAGAGCUCCACCUACACCACCAGCCCGGACUCCAGCUCCAAGGAGGAUGCAGCCAAGACAGAUGGGGAGUCUGAGGACACCCAGAGUCUGUCCUCUGUUACCACGGCUGGGAGGCGCUCUCCUGCACUGGACCUGGCUGAGAAAGCCCCUCAGGACCUGCCAGACAGCAAAACCCCAGAACUGAACCGCUCAGCUGCACCGUCGCUCAGGUCGUUGCAUAUCUCUGAAGGUCAGAGAAGCCAUAGUGGUUCCUUCCAGAGUCUGGCAUCCUUGCACCAGACGGACACUCCAGCAUCCCAGAGCAACCCAGACUUACCCCCCAAACUGACCUUGCGGCGCAGACCGGAAGCCUCCACCAGUAACGGCUAUCAGAGGCCUGGAUCAAUAGUUGCUGCAAAAGCAAUGCUUUUCGAAAAGUCAACUUCCCCACAGCCCCCUGAAGCUGGCAGGGAUGCAAAGGCGAUGUACUCCUGCAAGGCAGAACACAGCCAUGAACUAAGCUUUCCCCAGGGGGCGCUAUUCACAAACGUACAUCCUUCUGUGGAACCUGGCUGGCUCCAAGCAACCUAUGAAGGAAAAACGGGGCUCAUCCCUGAGAAUUAUGUUGUCUACCUCUGACAAGUUCUGAAGACAGAGCCAGUACAUUUCAUGGUAUCCAUGUUAUCAGUUCCCUGUAAACGAGCAUUGCAAGAUCAGCUUCACAUUUGCACGACUGCUCUUUUGAAACAGUGCAUAGCUAAUAUGCAAUAAAAGUCAAAACCUCACCAGCAGAGUAAAUUCAUUUGCUAACAGUUUGUUUCAGAUGGAUAUUUUAAUUUAUGAAACCAUAUGAAAUUAAAGAUUUGUUAAUUAUUGCAAUGAUUACAUUUUUAAAUGGAGAUAUUGUUAAUAUUAUACACCUCAAAUCUGACCUCAGAUUUUCAUGUAUUUGACUGAUUGUAGAAACAUUUCGUAUUCGAUAUAUAAAUAUUUUCCACCUGAAAGAGAUUAAUUGUACAGUAAGCUAUUACUGUAAUUUUGUUUCAUUCAUGCAUUCUUAGUGAGCCUUGUGAGACGUAUGCGGUAGCCGCUAAAGAUGGAAGCGCUUGCUGCUUCCUCUCGAUCAGUCCAUACACCUCUGACAAGGCUCCGAAAUCACAUUCAUGUCGGGCACGAGCAACUUUGUCAUCUGCAUCACACCUAUCCGUAUAAAUGAGUAUUUGAGUGGAGAUUCAUUUUGUUGGGAUGACAUGCUGUAGAACAGGGUUAUUCAACUCACGGUCCUCAAGGUCCGAGCACUGCUGGUUUUCCAGCCUUCCUUUACCUGUCAGUCAGGUGUGAAGCCUCUGACCAAUCAGAAUCAGUAAUUAUUAAACAACUACCUGGGAGAACUGAAAACACGGCCUGGAUUUGGAAUCGAGGUCCAGAGUUGAAGAACCCUGCUGUAGAAUGUGUUUCUCAAUGUUUUUGCACCACAACCCAAUUUUUACCAUGCCAGCUCAGUCGCAAACCUAUAUCAAGUAUAGGUCUAAAUGAACACUAUGAUCAAGCACGCAGUGCACUCUGCAAUUUACAACAAUCAAUGCCUAUCGCACAAAUCUGAUUGGAUGUGCUGGUGAAUUUUAAAUUAAGCAAUUAUGGUUUGGCUCUUUGGAUUGGUUGAGUGUUCACUAGUUUCGUGCUAAGCAUUUGCAGAACCAAGACCCAUUUUUAUAGGCUAAUUCUAGGAUUGGGGCUGGGAAAUCUGACCGUAGAUCAGCAUAGGAGCUUGCUGGUUUUAAAAUGCUUACAUUUCCAGCCUUGCCUCGCAACCCUGUCAGAACUUGCUGUGACCCAAAUUUGGCUCACAACCCAGGGGUUGAGAAUCGCUGCUGUAGUAGCUUUAAAAAGUUGGUGUGUGUGUCUGUGUUUCUGUGUGUGUCUGUGUGUCUGCGUUCACCAUAUACACAACAAAAAUAGAACAGACUGAGAUGUAGUGUAAAAAAAUGGCAGAUGUUACAGUGCACUUUUAACAAACACUGAGGUACGCCGUAUAUCCAGAUUUUUUUCAUCCCUUCGUGUGUUCUGUGCUCAGAAACAUGACCAAUAGUUAAAUCCCUAUGGUGACUAAAUGUACCAUAUAAAUGAAAGGUUAAUAUUUAAGUGAUUUUUUUUUUGUGUUGCCAAGUAAAGUUCAAACGUUCCUGUAUAAACAUGCUAUCAAUACAGUAUUUUUUUCCAGAUUUUUUCAGCUGAAGGGCAUUAUUGUGCAUUAUCCUUGUUCGGUUCAUCACUGAUCAUUUUAUGUUGUUAUACCUGCCAGAGGCCUGUUGAAUUGGAUUAAUGGACAUCAAUUCAGUGUACAGAACGCAUAUAUUGUUAACAUCCCUGCUACAUGUGUUGUAUCGUUUUUCUUCUUUCUUUGUUCAGUAACUUUAUUUUAGUAGUGCACUGGUGCGCUACAUUGUGCAUAUGGCAUCAUAGCAAGUAGCAUAUAAUGUAAUAAAUAUUGAUCAUUAAAUACUGAAUAUGUAGUUUAGCUGUAAAAUGUAUGUAAGUGUAGGUAGUAAACUGAAGCAGGUGGUAUACCAGCCUACGUAUCAGUAUGUAAAAUGUUUUCUAUUUAUAUAUUUCUUUCUUUUAUCAACAUGUACCCAUUUUGAAGAGGUAUAGAAAUCUUGCUUUUUUGUUUUACAAGUAUUAAUAAACUGUCCAUGGUGAUUUUAUUAUUUUAAAAACUGGUAUUAUUGUAAAAAUGUAAUAAUUGUUGUGAUUGUUAGAUGUCAUAAUAAUGUUAAUAUUUUUACUGCAUGUUCAACCCCCCAUAAAUUUUUGGCAAACAGUCCUCAGUGUACUAAGUAUAAAAGAGAUAAGAUGUCACAUGGUCUGCUUUCUGUUAUUCCUUUAUUUAAAAUGAACUUUCACAAACCCAAGGAAGACCAAGAAUCCACCACUGCAUCUGGCAUCCAGAUCUUGCUUAUUAAGACCCAGUGAGAAUGUACAAUAAACUUUAUGAAUGA